Paramuricea clavata is the source of this 342-nucleotide messenger RNA. The record is from the annotation of a GenBank genome assembly. Lineage: Eukaryota; Metazoa; Cnidaria; Anthozoa; Malacalcyonacea; Plexauridae.
AUGUCAAAGGUGAUACCUGCGACAAGAACUCCCCGAAGUUUAUCAUGGCCGACUCGCUCCAGCGGGAUUUUGUUUCAACGCGAACAGUUUCUAGUCCCUCCGGAGGAAAAUAUUCAACUAUCACGCAUUGCUAGCGAAUAUGAGGAAACUGGAGACGAGGAGCAACAGCAUGUGGAAGAUGAGAUGGAAGAAGGGAUGGAAGAAGAGAUGGAGGAAGAGAUGGAAGAAGAGAUGGAAGAAGAGAUGAAAGAAGAGAUGGAAAAAGAGAUGGAAGAAGAGAUGGAAGAAGAGAUGGAAGAAGAGAUGGAAGAAGAGAUGGAAGAAGACAUUCUGGUUUCUUGA